This is a messenger RNA of Paramecium octaurelia, 2353 nucleotides long. Lineage: Eukaryota; Ciliophora; Oligohymenophorea; Peniculida; Parameciidae. The record is from the annotation of a GenBank genome assembly.
AUGGAAUAUUUUGUUCCGCAAUGCCACAUUGUUAUUGAAUAGGCUGCUUUGAGAGAAACCAUUGAGCAUUAAUAGGUCUAACAAAAAGAAAUGCAGUUGGCUUAGUUAUAUAGGUAUGCAACUCAUCAUCAUUCACAUCAUCAUAAUAAUUACGUUCUAGCGUAAAGGCUGAUUUAAGAGUUGAUUUGUCACUUCAGAGACUAAAAAAUGUAUAGAUUUUUAAUAGAGUAAUAAAUAAUGUGAAAUUUUAGGUUGGUUUAAAAGUUAAUAACUAAAGCAGACAUUAUAUAAUACACUAAUAGAAAUAUCAGAAAUUUGAAACCAAACCUUGCUAGCCAAAUAGCUUCUCUAGAGUAUGCAGCUAUUACCAUUAAUAAUUUUCCAUAACUUAUUGCAUUAAGAGAUAUUAUUAUAGGGUAUUUUUAAACAACCUUCCAGACUCCUCCUUUUAUAAUAAACUAAUAUCUUAUAGAUCUAUUUAAUGAGCAAUUUAUUAAAGACAUCUACUUGACAUAGUUUAAUCAAACACAUUAAAUUCAACUUAUCAAUUAUGGGCAUCCUUAUACAACUAAUUAUUCAGCUUUCACAUUUUAUCUAUAUGAUGAUGACCUUUAUUCUCCGGCUCAAACUCAAGUAAAUACUAUUGUUGUAACUUCAUAAUACAAUUAUCAAUAACCAUCUUAAAAUCCUUAUUCAUCAUACCCACCAAAUCAACAACAAUUAAACAUGACCGAUUCACAAUAUCAAAAACAUUAAUCCCAAUAAAAUACAUAUUAAUAAUAACAGCCUUAAUAGAUAACUUACAAUAAUUAUAGCAAUUAAAGUAUCUAUGGUCAACCUUCAAAUCCAUAUUCGAGUGUUCCUCAACCAUCAAUAUAAGGCUAUUCCAAUAAUAGUCAAAAUUAAGCAAAUCCCUACUCUUCUCCUCCAUAACCACCAAUAGUAGGGUAUCAAUAGACAUCAACUUACAAUUAUAACAAUUAAACAACAGCUUAAACACAGUAGUACUAACCAGUCCCACCUUAGUCAGCUCUAAAUUAAGGUUACCCAAAUUAUUAACCUCAACCCUCAGGGUAUUAAAAUUCCACUUAGCCUCCAGGAUAUUAAAAUCCCUCAUAAAUCCCAAGUUAUUAGAAUCCCUUAUAGUCCCCAGGAUAUUAAAAUCCCUCUUAAAAUCCAGGAUAUUAAAAUCCCUUAUAGUCCCCAGGAUAUUAAGAUCCCUCUUAAAUUCCAGGAUAUUAAAAUCCCUCUUAAUCCCCAGGAUACUAAGAUCCCUCUUAAAUUCCAGGAUAUUAAAAUCCCUUAUAGUCCCCAGGAUACUAAGAUCCAUCUUAAAUUCCAGGAUAUUAAAAUACAUCUUAAACACCAGGAUAUUAAAAUACGUCUUAACCUCCAGGAUAUUAAAAUUCCUCUUAGCCUACUCAUCCUAAAUAGAUUGCCUAAUUUCCUCCGACUCAAGGAUAUUAAUAUAGUCUUCAAAAUAAUCAAGAUUAUUAAAGCUAAUAAAAUUAAGUUUAUCCUAAUUAAAUAUCACCCUCAUAUCCAAUAUAGAAUUUUAACAAUGAUCCAAAAUAGCCUGUUGAAUAAUAAAAUAAUUAUAACACAAAUCCAAAUUAACAGUACAACCCCCAAAAUCAAUAGGCUCCUCCAUAUUCUUGCGGUUAAGCUUAAUCAUAUGAAUCAAAAUAAUUGGCUACAUCCUAAUUUGCAUAAAAUGUUGCCUAAGUACCAGAUCAACCUAAAGAAUAAUAUUAGGUUAGUCUAGAUCAAAAUAAUUAAAAUACCCAAGCUCAAAUAGUAAGACAAAAUUCAAAUGUCUAAUAACCAAUACCAGAUCUAAAAUAAGCUACAUCUAUAUAUUCUCAUCCAAUCCCUAACAACAAUUAAUUAGAAUAUCAAAAUCCUUCCAAUUAGACAUCAGGAAAUCAGUAGAUGAUCCCUCCACCUCCUCCACCUCCUCCUCCCGCCUAGCAAUAGCCUUAUUAAGAGUUCUUAAAUUAAAAAAAUAUAAACGAAUAGAGUCCAGUUUCUUAAUAAGGAUCCACCAACUUUCAAAAUUCAAUUUAAAAUAAUCAACCAGCGUAGGAUGAUAAAAGCCUAUUGGAAGCAUUAUUUAUCAAUUAAAGCUUAAAAAACUUAUAACUACUUGACAAAUAAGGUGCCCCUUUAAUUGACUAAAAGCUUUCGUUUAGGAAAGACAGAGAUAUCAAAGGAUUCAAGAAUCAUGAUGAGCAUGCUUUGUACAUUUUAAAAUGUUACGUGGAAGGAAAAUAUGCACAAAAUAAAAUCGAUAGAACUGCAGAAAUGAAGAAUUUAGUAAUUUUCUGAACAAGAUGAAUUAUUUUAAAUAUCA